Molecule: messenger RNA, 2220 nt
Organism: Anopheles darlingi
Lineage: Eukaryota; Metazoa; Arthropoda; Insecta; Diptera; Culicidae
Gene: Cortactin
Product: src substrate cortactin
Exons: 7
Coding region: 310-1881 (523 amino acids)
Biological process (GO): regulation of actin filament polymerization
Cellular component (GO): site of polarized growth; plasma membrane; cortical actin cytoskeleton
Molecular function (GO): actin filament binding
Source: RefSeq, a predicted model, not a curated record
GUCGUUCCCGUUGGAAAAUCAGGCCGGGAAAGUGUAAAAAACUUCGGAACUUGUCGCGGUCGUUUUUGCGGAUUUCGUUCUCGAUCGUUCAGACCGUCCGCUUGCGACAGUUAGUCUAAUUGUGAUUGUUUAAGUUUCUAAAUAAAACAUACAACAGUUCCUGCCGGUUCCACGGUUUGCCACGGAUCGGGUUGUUCGGGUUCGGCAAAAGAGGUGAGUCAGCAGAAGCGAUAAGGCAACGAGAGCUGUUCACCGUAAACAGAGGAACCACCGCCCAGAGUGUGGUGCAACAGGCUUACAAGAGCAAAAAUGUGGAAAUCAACGGCAGGCCGAGAUAUCGAUGCGGGCCAAGGUGCAGAGGAUGACGAUUGGGAGACAGAUCCGGACUUUGUGAACGAUGUCAGCGAACAGGAACAGCGCUGGGGCUCGAAAACCAUCGAGGGCAGUGGCCGCAGUGCGGCGGCUAUCGAUAUGCAUCAGCUGCGCCACGAAACCGAGCAGGCGGAUGCGGAGAAGAAGCGCCUGGAAGGACCGAAAGCGUCUCACGGUUACGGCGGUAAGUUCGGGGUGGAGAAGGACCGGAUGGACAAGUCGGCCGUCGGGCACGAGCACAUCGAAAAGGUGGAAAAGCACGCGUCGCAGAAAGACUACGCUUCCGGAUUCGGUGGCAAGUUUGGAGUACAGAAGGAUCGUGUGGACCAAUCGGCCCUCGGUUGGGAUCAUGUCGAGAAGGUGGACAAGCACGAAUCCCAGAAGGAUUACAAGACGGGCUUUGGUGGCAAAUUCGGUGUGCAGCAGGACCGCCAGGACAAGUCGGCCGUCGGUUGGGAUCAUCUGGAGGCGCCACAGAAACACGAGAGCCAGGUUGAUCACAAAGUGGGCUUCGGAGGAAAGUUUGGUGUCCAGAGCGACCGAAAGGACAAAUCGGCCUUAGGUUGGGACCAUGUCGAGAAACCGCAAUUGCACGAAAGCCAGCUCGAUCAUAAAAUUGGAUUCGGCGGCAAGUUUGGUGUGCAGAACGAUCGAAUGGACAAAUCGGCCGUUGGAUUUCAGGAGCAGGAUAAGAUUGGUACAAAUUAUUCCAAAACGAAGCCGGACAUCGGAUCGGCCAAACCGUCGAACCUGCGAGCUAAGUUUGAAAACUUUGCGGCAACGGCCGAGGAAGAAGCACGCAAGGCUGCCGAAGAGCAGAAGCGUUUACGUGAGGAAAAGGAUCGUCGAGAUCGCGAAGAGGCUGCCAAACGUGUGAACUAUUCAUCUGAAUCGACGGAACCCAAGAAACCGGAACGAAAGGGUCCAAUCAAUACGGGUAGAGAGACCGGUGUCAGUAGCGCCAUAAACAACUUUAAUAAACCACAAGCAGCUGAUACACCGGACAAGACAAGGAAGGACCCUAUCGUGCUACCGAAAACGGACGAAACACGGAAGUUUGUGCAACCUGACGUUAUACCGACUAGUGAACCGAUUGUGCCGGUUGCCAAUGCGGCAGCACCACAAGAAGCAGUGGCUGAUCCUGAGCCAGAACCAGCUCCAGCACCAGCAGCACCGAUUGCAGAACCAUCGCCCGUAGCACGCACCUCGUAUACGGCGACGGUAGUAGAAACGACUGAAACAGAGCCAACAGUUCCGCACACUCCUCAGCCGGUCACGAGCAGCCAACCGGAAGCGGAGGAAGUGGAAGAGUUUGUGCUGUCGCCUGACAAUCCUGGCAUACAAGCGAUAGCCUUGUAUGACUAUCAGGCUGCAGCGGACGAUGAAAUUUCGUUCGAUCCGGACGAUAAGAUAACGCAUAUCGAAAUGAUCGAUGAAGGUUGGUGGCGCGGUUGGUGCAACAACAAGUACGGCCUUUUCCCAGCCAAUUACGUGCAACUGCUACAGUAGGCGCUGAAGGCAAAUUGCUACGAAACCUCCGAUCGUUUACUGCUCAAAAGUGGCUCAAUAUUAACUUCGAACUCUAGUAACUAUCAUCAUUUCCCCAUUCAACCACAAUAUCCUCGAUGAGCCUUUUGUUGUCACGAUGGCGAAGAUGCUGAGCAUUCCUUUUAACGCAUUUUACUUUUUUUUACAAGAAACUUGUUCUUCCGUACUCCAUAGUCAUUAGUUUUUGAACGGUAUUUUUUUAGAUUUUGAUUAUUCAUUUACAGCCACAAUUAAGAGGCGCAUGAUGUAUUAAAGGGCGAUUUAAUAGAAGUAUUAUAUAUAUUUUUUUCUUUCUGCUAA